Messenger RNA from Dermacentor andersoni, 867 nucleotides. RefSeq lists its product as uncharacterized. The record is from RefSeq and is a predicted model, not a curated record. NCBI's taxonomy places the organism in Eukaryota, Metazoa, Arthropoda, Arachnida, Ixodida, Ixodidae.
GCUCUUUCACAGCAAGUCACAAAGGCGCCCGUCACAGACACCUGAGAUGCAGAUUUUUACUCUCACUCUGCUUGUCUUUCUUCUCGCUGCUGUGUUCGUUCGCGGUGACCACGGCAAUGAAGAACACGCUGAAGAUGAUCAAGUGGACGAGCUGAUGGACGACCUGACAGGCGGCAGCGAGGAGCUGUCUCGAAGUAAACGAUGGGACCAUGGAGGCAGCGGACGUGACAACGGAGCAGGCCCACCUGAAGGUGGUGAAGGCGGCGAGCGUCGAGGCGGUGAGCGUCGAGGCGGGCAGCGUGGAGGGUAUCGUCGAGGCGGAGGUGAUAGACGCGGCGGCCAGUGGAGGGAGCGCCAAGGCGGCAGACGUCCACCGAGACCGGGCGAUGACGGGCCCCGAGAAGGAAACGGCGAAAGGCCUGCGGAAAGACGCGGGGGAGGUCCUAUGGAAAGACCAGGCGAACGACCAGGCGAGCGACCAGGCGAACAACCAGGCGAAAGGCCAGGCGAAAGGCCAGGUGAACGACCAGGAGAAAGACCAGGAGAAAGACCAGGAGAAAGACCAGGAGAAGGAACAGGCGAAAGGCUAGGUGAAUGACAAGGCGAAGAACAAGGCGAAAGACGUCAAGAACAAUAAUAACAGCCAUAGGGUGCCCGUCCCUGGAUUUCCAGCUGGGUGCAAUCUAGAUAACGCGAACGCUGGCUACAGCGGCGUGCAAGUAUAGAAAGGAAAUUAAUUGAAUACACGCCAAAAAAGGAGCCGUAAGCACCGGAAAUUUGUCGUUUGGGUCUCUUUUCCAUUGUUUUACGUUGCAAUGCCAGCUGGCUAUAUGCUUCCCGCAUAAAUGAAUGCUGUCUGCAUUCUCA